GAAGUCACUUAUGGCCUUCGAAUCCGGAAGCCGUAUUGCAGCUCGUCAGUUAGCCCUCCCUUGAGAUCACGGAAGUGUCAAGCUGGUGUCCUACACAACUUUUUUUUUUCUUCAGUGAGUAUACUUUCUGCAGUCACCAGCAUGACAGGAAAGACAAAUGGUUUUUGUUUUCAACCGAGAGCACUUUGAGUAAAGUCAGCAUUCCUUCAUUUUUUUUUUUUUCGAAUAAAGAGUUUGAGUUUCUUUCUUUUUUUUUUUUUUUUAAGACAAACACUAUCUUUCGCUAUUGGCUUUAAGAAAUAAUUUGUCAGAAUAUCUGCUCUGUGACAACAAGAGCUCAUCAUGGCCAAGCGAGUUGCAGUGAUUGGAGCUGGUGUGAGUGGCCUGUCCUCCAUCAAAUGCUGCUUGGAUGAGGACCUGGAGCCCACCUGCUUUGAAAGAACUGAUGACAUCGGGGGACUGUGGAAGUUUACUGAAACUUCUGAAGAUGGGAUGACCCGGGUCUACAAGUCAUUAGUGACGAAUGUCUGCAAAGAAAUGUCCUGUUACAGUGACUUCCCCUUCCGAGAAGAUUAUCCCAAUUUCAUGAAACAAGAAAAAUUUUGGGAAUACCUCCAAGAAUUUGCUGAGCACUUUGACCUUCUGAAAUACAUUCAGUUUCGGACCACAGUGUGCAGUGUGACAAAGCAUCCUGACUUCUUGGAAACUGGUCAGUGGGAUGUUGUCACAGAGACAGAAGGGCAGCAGGACAGAGCUGUCUUUGAUGCUGUCAUGGUCUGCACUGGACACUUCCUGAAUCCCCAUUUACCUUUGGAGUCAUUUCCUGGAAUCCAUAAGUUUAAAGGCCAGAUCCUGCACAGUCAAGAGUACAAGAUCCCAGAAGGCUUUCAGGGCAAACGCGUCCUAGUGAUCGGUCUUGGGAACACUGGAGGGGAUGUUGCAGUGGAGCUCAGUCGAACGGCAGCUCAGGUAUUUCUCAGUACUAGAACCGGUACCUGGGUUAUCAGCCGCUGUUCAGAUGGGGGCUACCCGCUUAAUAUGAUGGUUACAAGAAGACACCAUAAUUUUAUUGCACAAGUUCUGCCUUCGUGGGUACUAAAGUGGAUUCAAGAGAGGCACAUGAAUAAAAGAUUUGAUCAUGCGAAUUAUGGAUUAAGUAUUACAAAGGGGAAAAAAUCAAAAAGAAUUGUGAACGAUGAGCUGCCAACCUGUAUCCUCUGUGGGACAGUCACUGUGAAGACCAGCGUGAAGGAGUUUACAGAAACUUCUGCUCUCUUUGAAGACGGGACAGUGGAAGAAAACAUCGACAUUGUGAUCUUCACUACAGGAUACACAUUUUCUUUCCCCUUUCUUGAAGAACCUCUCAAAAGCCUUUGUACAAAGAAGAUAUUCCUUUACAAGCAGGUCUUUCCCUCAAACCUAGAGAGGACAACACUCGCUAUCAUUGGCUUCAUCAGCCUCACAGGCUCCAUCUUAGCAGGCACAGAGCUCCAAGCACGAUGGGCCACGAGAGUAUUCAAAGGACUCUGUAAGAUACCUCCAUCUCAAAAACUGAUGGCUGAAGUUGUGAAAAAGGAGCAGCUCAUAGAAAGGGGUUUGAUGAAAGAUCCCAGUGGAGACAAACUUGACUACAUUUCCUACAUGGAUGACCUCGCUGCAUGCAUAGGCACGAAGCCCAGUAUCCCACUUCUGUUCCUCCAGGAUCCCAGGCUAGCUUGGGAAGUUUUCUUUGGACCAUGUACUCCUUAUCAGUAUCGCCUAAUGGGCCCUGGAAAAUGGGAUGGAGCCCGAACGGCCAUCCUGACCCAGUGGGACAGGACACUGAAGCCCUUAAGAACUCGAGUAGUUCCUGAUUCCUCCAAGCCUGCCUCCAGGUCACAUUAUCUGAAAGUCUGGGCGGCUCCUAUCCUACUCGCCUCCCUUCUACUGAUCUGUAAAUCUUCGCUUUUUUCGAAAUUGGUGCCAGAUAAACUACAGGACAGAAUUUCCUCUUACCUAGUCACCAGAAUCUGGUCCUGCAGCUUCCCCUCCACUUCAAACGCUGCCAUCCAGUACUACUAAACUGUGAACUGUGUCCUGCCUCAUCACUUCGACACAAGCUGUUGCCUCUGCCGGCCACUCGAAUCCACACCUGACUGUCUCUCAAGGGAGAGCUUGAUUACCUCCCUCUGUGAAGCCUGCCCUGAAUCCCCGAAGCAGAGCUGACUGCCUUUUCGUAGUGAGUACACCCCGUAUACCACUGUCAUUGCUCUUUUCCUACUGAGGUACACUUUUCUUUUUGUGUCUGUCUCCCAAUGAAUGGUGAGUUCUUGAGAGAAACCAUGUCUUGUUCAGCUAAAACACUGCCUGACACAAAGUGUUGCAAAAUAAAUAUUUGAUGACCAAA
This is a messenger RNA of Camelus dromedarius (Arabian camel), 2386 nucleotides long. RefSeq names its product flavin containing dimethylaniline monoxygenase 4. The record is from RefSeq and is a predicted model, not a curated record. Gene Ontology annotation, molecular function: NADP binding; N,N-dimethylaniline monooxygenase activity; flavin adenine dinucleotide binding. The coding region runs from base 343 to 2061 and encodes 572 amino acids. NCBI's taxonomy places the organism in Eukaryota, Metazoa, Chordata, Mammalia, Artiodactyla, Camelidae. The transcript is spliced from 10 exons.